GUCGUUCUGGCUAGAGGCAGGCCCCGCGCUACACGGUGCCCGCGCCGCCCCUGCGCGCAUGUCUGGCGGCAGGGGCAGCAUGCAGAAUUUCGCCGCGCCGAGCUACGAGCAGGACCAGCCGCAGGCGGGCUUCGUGCCGCAGCUGGUGCAGUACAGCCCUGCGGCCGCGCUGCAGACGGGGUGCGCCGGCUUCAACGAGGAGUUCUCCUCGACGCCGCCGUCCCCCGUCGGCAACCAGUCGCCUUUCGGCAGCAUCCAGACGCCCUUCCAGCCGCAGGCACAGUACGCGCCACAUGCGGGAUUCCCGCAGCAGGCCCCAGCGUCCCCCGAAGCAUUCAUGCAGACGGCGCCCGUUGUGCCUGGCGGGUUCCAGCUGGAGGCGUCGCCGACCAGCUUCGGCCAACAGGCUCCAGGGUCCCCCGCAGCAUUCAUGCAGACAGCGCCCACGGCCCCUGGCGGGUUCCAGCUCGAGGCGUCGCCGACCAGCUUCGGCCAGCAUGCCCCGGGGUCCCCGACGAUGUUUAUGCAGACGGCGCCCGCUGCCCCUGGCGGGUUCCAGCUCGAGGCGUCGCCGACCAGCUUCGGCCAGCCAGUGGGAGCAGGGACCUGCGGGUUCCCGCAGACGGGCCCUGGGACCCCGCCCGGCUACGCGCUGGAGGGGUUCGCCCCGCAGACCGGCUGCCAGCAGCAGAUGCUCUUCGCGCCGCAGGGGGCGCAGGCGUUCAGCCCUCAGGCCGCAGGGUUCAUGCAGCAGGGAGCCUUCCAGCCACAGGAGCACGCCGCCAUGCAGCAGGGAGCCUUCCAGCCACAGGAGCACGCCGCCAUGCAGCAGGGAAGCUUCCAGCCACAGGAGCAUGCCGCUGGGUGCGGUACUCCAUGUGGUGGGCCAGGGCAGCAGACGGGGUUCCUGCAGCCGCAGCAGCAGGGUGCGUUCCAGCAGGUGCCGUUCGGGCAGCCCACUGGCCCGAGCCAUUUCGAUGGGUCCCAGGCGCCUAGCCACGCGCAGCAGCCGCAGCAACAGCAGCAGCUGCUGGGUGGGAUGCAGGCCUAUGGGCAGCAGCACCACCACCAGCAGCAGCAGCAGGCGCCGUCGCUGCAUCACCAGCAGCAGCUGCUGCAGCAACCGCUGCAGCAGCCCCAGCAGCAGCCGCAGCAGCCGCCGCAGCAGCACCAGCAGCAGCAGCUGGGGCAGCAGGCGUCACCCACGCAGCAGGCGGGUCAGCUGCAGCUGCAGCCCUUCGGAGCGCAGGCUCCGCCCAUGAUGCAGGACCAUUGGCAGCAGCGACCGCAGGAGCUGCAUGGCGGCCCGCACCAGCAGACACCGAUGCCCGAAGUGAUGCAGGACCCGUACCAGCAGGAUGGAUAUGGUGGACGGCAUAUGUAUGGCAUGGGUGGCAACCAGCCACAGGUCGGCAUGUACCCAGGGCCAGGUGGUGGCGGCGGCGGCGGCGCACAGAUGGGACAGGUCAUCACCGGCGGGGCUUCCCCUGGCGGCCGCCAUUUCUCUGGCGGGGUCCCUCCGGAGGACGGCGGGGGCGCCUGCAUGGUGAUGCACAGCAUGCCUGUCGACGUCAGCGAGCAGGAGCCGAUGUUCUUCCCCGAGUUUGCCGACAGGGAGGGCGAGCAGGCGGGCCAGAGGCCGCACGCACACAUGAUGCAGGGCCGAGGGCAGCAGCUCCAGCAGGGCGGCGCGCCGGCCAUGCAGGGACCCGGCGGCGGCAGGCAGCCUGCCACCCAGCUGGGCCGCAAGGGGCAGCUGCAGCACCAGGGGCGCGCAGACGGAGGCUGCCCGCCAGCGUUCUCGUCCAGGCACCUCGGCCAGCAGGGUGGCCCCCAGGCGCCUUCCAGCGGCUGCCACGGCUUCGCCCCCGCGUCGAUGCUCGGGGGCUGCAGGCCGGACGGCGACCCGGGCGGCUGCGGUCCGGGCGGGGCGGGAGGGGGCUGUGGCGGUUGUGACCCGUGUGGCGGGUGCAGCGGGCCCUGCUGUGGGCAGUGUGGCGGCGGGUGCGGCGGCUGCUGUGGCGCGCCAGGCGGUGGCGGGCCAUGCGACGGGCCAUACGGGGGCUGCGGCGGGCACUGCGCGGGCAACUUCUCCUCGCCUUGCAGCGGCUGCAUGGCGUGCGACGGUGGAGGUCCAGGCUCCAGCUUCGUUGGCGCCGCCGGCCAGGGCCUCGCCAGCGCCAGCGGCGGCGGCCGAGGCGGGCACUGCAGCCAGCAGGGCGGCAUGGGGCCAGACGGCAUGGACAUGUCGCCCGGCGGCUACUGCGACUACGGCGGCUGCCGCGGGCUCGGCGCUGGAGGCCCAUCCGGCUGCGUCGCUGGUGGUGCCUGCUGCGGGGGGGGCCCUGGCGGCGGCGGCCACUGCGGCAGUUGCGGCGGCUUCUGCGGCCGAAGGGAGGACGGGGGGUGUGGCGAUGGCUUCGGUGGCUGUGGCGGCCGCGGCGGCUGCGGCAGCUGCGGCGGCUGUGGCCCGCAGCAGCAGCAGCAGCAGCAGCAGCAUCACCAGCAGCAGCAGCACUACGGCAAGGGCUGCGACGGCGGCAGUGGCUGCGGCGGACAGGUCAUGCAGCAGUGGUCCGGCGGCUGCAGGGCAGACCAACGCGGCGGCUGCUGCGGAUCCUGCCCAGUCCAAGGCGGGGUGGGUCUUGGUGGCGGCUACGGCGCAGGCUGCCAGGGCGGCCAAUGCAACCGGGCAGGGCCAGGCGGCGGCGGCGGCGGCUGCGGCCCGGUGGGCUGCCUGCAAGAGCAGCCGCAACAGCGGCGCGGUCGGGGAGGCGACAGAGAAGGGGACGGAAGCCAACAGCGGUGCGACCUCUUCGUGGGCAGGCUGGGCGAUAACAACGAGGAGACCAUCCGGGAGCUGUUCAUGUCCGUGGGCCUUCCGAUCUGGUCCGUCAGAAUACCCACGGACGGGCAGGGCCACAAGAAGAGUUUCGCGUUCAUCACCCUCGUAGACCCUUCGAAGAAGGAGCUCGCCAUCAAGAACCUGAACGGCCGCCAAGUGAACGGGAGCACCAUCGCCGUAGAGUUGGGGAAGGGCGACGGUGGCGGCAAGGGCGGGGGCGACAAGGGCGUCAGGCUCGUCGAUAUCGCGGAGGGCUGGUCUGGCGGCGGAGGGGCCCCGCACGACAGAGCUUGUGGCGGCGGCAGAGCCGGCAUGGGCGGCGACUUCGGCUGCGGCCCGGGCGACGGCGGCGGCUGCUGCGCGGGAGGCGCCCGCGGCAGCCGCCCGGGCGGCGGCCCUCCCGUGGGCCCGCUGGGCGGCCCGCUGGACCCGGGCGGGCUGCCGGGCGGCGGCCCCGGCGGCGGCAUGAUGCCCGACGGCUGGGGCGGCGGCGGGCCCAGCGGCGCGGGCCGGGGCCUCGGCGGCCGCGGCGGCGGGGGCGCCUUCGGCUGCGGAGGCCUGCAGGACGACGCCGCGGCCGCGGGGCGCCCGCGCGCGGGCGCGCCCGCGGCCGCGGCUGCGGACGCCGCGGGCUUCGGCCCCGCCGCGGCCUACGGCGACGGCGGGUGCCACGGGGCCAAGGGCAACAAGGGCGCGGGGCGCGGCCGGGGCGGGCGGGGAGGCGGCAAGGGCGCGGGCUUCGAGGGCGGCAGGGGGGGCCCCGACGGCGGCGCCGCGCAGCUGAUGCCGCCCGGCGGCGGCGGCGCGGACGGCCCGCCCGGCGUGUGGGGGUCGCACGCGCCAGCUCCGUACGCCGCGGGCGGCGACGCGCCGAAGGGCAAGGGCAGGGGCGGGGGCCCCGCGGGGAGCAGCCGCCCCAGCACCGUGUUCGUGGGCAACCUCUCGGCGGACGCGACCCGGGAGGACAUGUUCGAGGCCCUGAGCCCCGCGGGGGAGAUCACCAACAUACGUGUCCUGGAGAGCAAGUCCUCCAGCUUCUCCGGCAUUGCCUUCGUGGAGUACAAGGACCAGGCGGGACUGUGCACGAUGCGACUCGGCCCUCAGGCGAGCGUCGAGCGCGCCAUCCAGGGCCUCCAGGGCGUGAGCAUCCGCGGCCGCGCGGCGCGCCUGGAGCGCCAGGGCGGCGGCGCGCAGGGCGGCGGCGCGCAGGGCGGCGGCGCUGGGCAGCCCCCCGACGGCCACCGGGCCGCCGCGGGCCUGCCGGGCAGGGGCGGGCCGGCCGGCAAGGGCGGCCCCGGCGUGCUGCAGGCGAAGGGCCGCACGGGCGAGGACCUGGGCCGCGCCCUGCGGGGCCCCAUGGAGAUGCCCGAGGCGCCCGCCGCCGCCCGCGCCAAGGCCGGGGCCGAGGCCCGGGACGCCGGCGAGCGCAAGAAGCCCUCCGACCGCGCGGACGCGGCGGCCGGCAGCCACCGGCAGCUGGUCGCUCCGCCUCAGGUCGCGGCGCCCGACGCGCCGCAGCCGCCCGACGCGGGCCUCGACGACCUCGGCUGCCAGGCCGCGCCGCCAGACGCACCGCUGUCACCUGCCAUGGGCGGCGGGCCGGUGCCCAAGGACGCCCCCCCGGAUUCGCAGGCCGAGGAGCCGCAGGCAGAGCCGGCGCCGGCGCAGGUGGUGCCGGUGCCGGUGGUGCCCGCGGACGCGGACGCGGCUGGGGGCGCGGUGGCGCCGCCUGGUUUUGUGGAGGCGCCGUAGUUCCCUGAGGCCCAGGCCUCCCGAAUUCCUCUCUCGAAGUCGCGCUGGUUCUCAAAGUUGCGCUGGUUCUCAAAGUUGCGCUGUUUAAG
Messenger RNA from Prorocentrum cordatum, 4686 nucleotides. NCBI's taxonomy places the organism in Eukaryota, Dinophyceae, Prorocentrales, Prorocentraceae. The record is from the annotation of a GenBank genome assembly.